GAAAUUAUAUUCUCUGGAGCUUUAUUGUCAACAGAUAAAACUUGAAGGCAGCAUUUUUGUAUAUGGCUGAAACCAAGGCUGGUGUUAGUAGUCUGCACAAAGAAUGGGAGAAAAUGAUCAGCCCAGGAUGUCGUCUGAGGAUGAAGAACAGCCUGAGAGCCCUACCGGCUCCCCUUGGUCUUGGAUUCCACUGAUGAAAGAUCCUGGUUGGAUUCGAAACGUCUGGACUCGCAAUCUAAACGUCCAAACCAUGAAUUACGUCGGACAGUUAGCAGGGCAAGUGUUUGUAACUGUGAAGGAGCUCUAUAAGGGACUAAACCCAGCCACGUUGUCGGGAUGUAUAGAUAUAAUCGUUGUACGUCAGCCAGAUGGAAAUCUUCAGUGUUCCCCUUUCCAUGUGCGCUUUGGGAAAAUGGGAGUUCUGCGUUCUAGGGAGAAAGUGGUUGACAUAGAAAUUAAUGGAGAGGCUGUAGAUUUGCACAUGAAACUAGGAGACAAUGGAGAGGCCUUUUUUGUUCAGGAAAUGGAUAAUGAUAAGGAGGUAAUUCCUUACCAUCUCUCUACAUCCCCUAUUAUAUCUGAGGGAAGUGCUUUAAUGGAAGCUCAGCUGAAGAGAAACUCCAUUGACAGGAUAAGAAACCUGGACAACAGUGGACCCUCGCAAGUAUCGUCCCAAGCUCAUGGAUCCCAGCCGGGUACUGAAACAUCUCCAGUUUGUAGCUCUGUGAAAAAAAGGAGGAAAAAGAGGAGGAAAUCUACUCAUAAAAUAGACAACUUAAAAAGAGAAGACAAUGGAGACACGUCGGAAGAUGAAGACAUGUUUCCUAUAGAGAUUAGCUCUGAGGAAGAAAAGGAACCACUGGACAAUUCAAGGAUCCCUGUUCCAGAUGUGUUUGUUGAUGAAGUAUCUGACAUAAAGGCUCCUGUAGUUUCUACAUAUUCUCAGUCUUCAUCUUAUCCUCAUUCAGAUGGAGAAUGGUCUCCUCUUCAAAGUAAACCUAUAGAUUGCACAGGGCAAUCCUCUCUUCUCGCUGUUCCAGCAGAUGGAGGCCUAUCUAACUCUUGUCCUCAUCAAUCUCACUUUUCUCCUCCAGACAGCCCUUCAGGUUCACGCCCUUCUACUCCUAAAAGUGAUUCAGAAUUAGUCAGUAAACCUAUGGACAGGAGUGGACUGAAGAAUAAUCCACACAUGCAUUGGGCCUGGGGAGAGCUACCCCAGGCUACAAAGACGAGUUCCCUGAUCAAAGCUAAGGAACUCAGCAUGGUAGAUGUAAAUCCUUCUGAAAGCACUCACUUUCGGGUCAUCCAGAGUGCUCCUGUGGAGGAGUUUAACACCGUGUCUCCUCUACCUGCCCUUGGACAAGCAGAUGCAGCAACUGCUGAUGAAACUGAGCCCUUGCCAGCUGAGACAAAUAAGCCAGAGACAGAGUCUGCAGGAGCAGCUGUAGCACCAUUGCCUGCCAAUGAAGAAAUAAAACAAGCUGCAGCUUGCUCAGCCCAAGCAGUUGGCAAGACAGAUUCCCCUACCAGAAAGAAAGACAAACGAAGCCGACAUCUUGGUGCUGAUGGUGUCUAUUUAGAUGACCUCACAGACAUGGAUCCAGAAGUUGCUGCACUUUAUUUCCCUAAAAAUGGGGAUAAUAUACAAAGCAAGAACACAAAUGACACAGGGCCGUGGUCUGCCAGUCAGUCUCCGCAGUCUUUUGGGAGUUCAGGUGUUGACAGUGGUGUUGAAAGCACCUCAGAUGGAAUCAGAGAUUUGCCCUCCAUUGCCAUUUCUCUUUGUGGAGGCCUUACUGACAACAAAGAAAUAACCAAAGAAGAGUUCUUAGAACAUGCAGUAACAUAUCAGCAGUUUGUGGACAAUCCUGCUAUCAUUGAUGACCCUAACCUUGUAGUUAAGAUUGGAAAUAAGUACUACAACUGGACAACUGCUGGUCCCCUUCUGCUGGCAAUGCAAGCAUUCCAGAAACCUUUGCCAAAGUAUUCAUGCUUAAGUUACUUCAGAGCAGUGCUGGAUACCAUUAGAUUUUGCUUUAGUAGAAUUUACGGUUCACAGACAGCCACGGUAGAAUCUAUCAUGAGGGACAAGAUGCCCAAAAAAGGUGGAAGGUGGUGGUUUUCCUGGCGAGGGAGAAACAGCACUAUUAAGGAGGAAACAAAGGCAGAGCAAGGUAUGAGUGGGAGUAGACUUACAGGAGAAGAAUCUUCACAGAUGAGCAUGGCAAACAGAAUAAAAGAUGAAUCUUCUUCGAGCGAUGAAGACCCUAGAGCUGCCAAACAAAACCUUGGGUCAUUACAAACCAACUCGAGUCAUCUCUCAUUAUUGUCUGGAAUCAGUUACAAAAAAACCCUUCGACUCACUUCUGACCAGCUUAAAAGCUUAAAGCUCAAGAAUGGCCCCAAUGAUGUGACCUUUAGUGUUACAACACAAUAUCAAGGCACUUGCCGCUGUGAAGGCACCAUUUACCUAUGGAAUUGGGAUGAUAAAGUUAUUAUUUCUGACAUUGAUGGAACAAUCACACGAUCAGAUACUUUAGGUCAUAUUUUGCCUACUCUUGGCAAAGACUGGACACACCAAGGGAUUGCAAAGUUGUACCAUAAAGUGAGCCAAAAUGGAUAUAAAUUUUUGUAUUGCUCAGCACGUGCUAUUGGAAUGGCGGACAUGACCAGAGGAUACUUGCACUGGGUCAAUGAACGAGGAACUGUGCUGCCUCAAGGGCCAGUGCUGCUGAGUCCAAGCAGCUUAUUCUCAGCUUUGCACAGGGAAGUGAUAGAAAAGAAGCCAGAAAAAUUCAAAGUUCAGUGUCUGACAGACAUAAAAAAUUUGUUUUAUCCUAACACAGAACCCUUUUAUGCUGCUUUUGGAAACAGACCUGCUGAUGUUUAUUCAUACAAACAAGUGGGGGUUUCUUUAAACCGAAUAUUUACAGUUAACCCCAAAGGAGAACUUAUACAAGAGCAUGCAAAGACAAACAUCUCAUCCUAUGUCAGACUAUGUGAAGUGGUAGAUCACAUUUUCCCUUUGUUGAAAAGAAGCCAUUCUUCAGACUUUCCUUGUUCUGAUACCUACAGUCAGUUCACCUACUGGAGAGAACCUCUACCACCUUUUGAAACUCAGGAUGUACAUCCAGCCUCAUCUUAACUGCAUCUCCGAACUGUCAGCCUCAGAUCAAAGAACAAGUUAGCUUGUAUUGCAAGGACUUCACUUGGCUUUUGCUGUUGACAGUUCAGCUGGAAUCUGUGAUGUGAGCAUUGUAUUCCUUUGCUGUGAGCAAACUUAGAAAUGCUUCUUCAUACUUAGUCACGUUUCCAGAUGACAAGAGUGAGUCGUACUAGGAAUGGGAAUUACAUUCCUAAUGUUCCUUCAUCCAGCAACUCAAAUCGUGCCAUACAGUUAACAUUGCUUAAAGUCAAAUAAAAGUGCAGUGAUGACAGAGUUGCAGUUAAACAUGUCAUAAGGUCACAAAGUGGUUCUGUAUAUUUCUUGCAUUACUGAAGUUGUCUUUCAUCUCAUCAGUAUCAUCAGAAACCCUUGCAAGUUAGGGAGCUGAAGGUGCUCACAAUUCCUCACAAGAUUUUUUGAUACAUGUUGCAGCCCAUAUGUCAAAAUUCCAUCCUCUGAAAGAGCGAAUGACUGAGUAGGGUGGUUGGACCAGGUGACCUCCAGUGGUGCCUUCCAAGCUUAACUAUUCUGUGAUUCCUCUUUCCUCCUUGAUUGACCAUCUGAUGUUUGUUUAAUGGUUCAUUACUGGUCUAGGUCCUCAGCUGUUGUAAAUUGGUGUACCCAUCAAAGACGAUGGAGUGUGUUGAUUUAUUUCAACCUGUUGUUUUGACCUGCUAAUGCUUUUUUUGUGUGUUUGGAAAUAAAUGAUGUGCAAUGUAAAUGGGAAGUAAAUGAAGUGAGAUGGACAGAUUCUGCCAGUCUUCUUCAAGUUGAGGAGUACCAUGUUUCAGAACACCUAUUUGGGUUAAGAUACACGUGAAAGUGUAAGAUGCAGGCUACUGUGCAUAGUGCCCAUCUUAUUGAAGUCAGUGGUUUGACUCUGGUGAUUUUUCAGUAAAAACAUCUUACUAAGCAGAUAUGCUGAGUUUCAAUAUCAUUGCUGAGCCGAGAAAACUGAAGAUUUAGUCAAAAUGGAAUAGUUUUAUUUAAAAUGUUAUUUUUGGCUUAAGUGUGAACUUAGAUGCUGGUGAAUGAUGCAUCUUAGGUUUUUACUGAAUGGAUUUUUUUGUUUGUUGUUGUAUCAUAAAGAAUGGAUGCUUUUAGUGCGAUUUACUGUGCUCGAAGAAAACAAAAUCUUCUCUUUCAUCUUUUUUUUUCUCCCUCUCAUGUGUUCAGGCACAAGCUGUGGAUACUGUUUUUGCUACUUGCUCUCAACUGCCUUAAGAUUUAACUGUGCAUCGUAGAAGCAAUACUGCAGAUCAGUUGAUAAUAUUUUCCAAAUGAUCUGCCUUCACAAUGUGGUACUUUUAAAUGUAUGCAUCAGAUGACCAUAUGCCAAAUAAUCGUUAAUGAGCUGGUAGCUAAGAAGGUGAUUUUUCCCCUCAUUUUAAAAUGUGUUUAAAAGUUGAAUUGUUCUCUGAAACAUUGAAAAUGGCAUCAUGGAAUUCCAUGUAUUGGAAUAUGUAUUUCAGUAUGGCUAAAACAGUGGUUCGUAAGCUGUGAUCUCUGCCAACUUGUGAUCUGCAAGGCUAUGAUACAUGUUUUGCAGCUGCUUUGCAGUGUUUUCAGUUAAGAGUUUAAUAAUAGGAAGGCAGAGUGGUACAGGAAAAAACUUUAAGAUGUGAUUGUGGUUGGUUAGCACCCAAAGGUUUGGGAACAGCUGCUCUGCAUCACAUUUAUUCUGUCUCAACAAAUUCUGAUUUUGCAUCUCAAAAGAGUGAUAACAACAUAGGUGGGAUGGUAAUUCUGUAAUAGGGAUUUUUAACUUCUUGUGCUGCAGACUUUAUCUGAGAUGUCAGGGGGCCAAUUUAUGAUUUCCCUGUGCCUUCAAUAGUAAUUAAUAAGUGCAAUCCUCUACACAACUGCAAUGUACAUAGCUGCAGUGUGCAGCGGUGAGCCCUUCCUAAGUCUUCCUUUUCACAUGAACGUUGCUGGUUCAGGCAAGGUACACGUCUGUUUCGGAGAUACCGGAAUUAGUAGACAAACACAAAGAGGAAGAAAUGUUUAAAGAAAAUACAAAUAUCUUUUUACUGUCAGAAAAUCUGUACCACAUCUCUUAAAUCUGUCAGACAAUCAGUGAGGAUCUCAGGUUGCCAAACCGAGAUGGUUGUUGCAUCUCUGAAUAUAGCCACACUUUAAGUACCCAUUUAUACUUGUCGCUAAUUAUUGAAUUAAUGGAUUAAUGUACCACCUGAAUCCUGUGUGAUUCAGUUUUUGUAAAGGUCUGCUUCAGUCCAUUAUGCAAAUUAAAACCAAAUCAGCCCUUCUCUUCAGUUAGAGGCCAUCAGGUUUUUUUAUUCUUCACAGUAGUUGAGAUUAGCUUUCCUAAGGUAUUGCAUGCAGUAGCUUCCACCAGGAAAAGAAAGGUCCAAGAGAGUUCUUCACAAUUAAAGCCUAAAGCCUGUGUGUAUUUAUUUAUGACUUAAUAAAUAGCCUGUCCAGGGCUGUUACUGCCAUUAGUAUUUCAACCCAAAUGAUAGUGUGAAUGAGUGGUCAUUUUAAUUCCAUCAGAUUUGUGAGAGCAGUGCCACGCUGGUGCAGGUAGCCCUGAGAUGCUGUGAAAUCCCAAUCCUGGAGUUUGCCAAGACUCGGUUAAACAGAGCUGUGGCUGACUUGGCUCUCAUGUUGUCUGUUAUCUGUGAAAGCAUGAAGUUGGACUAGCUGACCUCCAGGGGUCCCUUCUGACCAACAUUGCUAUGGUUGUGAAGUUAACACCGUACUUCUGACACACAGUAUAACCCUUUGUAUCUGAAAGCUUAAAUAUAGCCGGAAAGUGAAACAGAUGUGUGUUUAUAUAACUCAUGUUUAUCAAACCUGAUCACAGAAAAGACAGUUAAGAAAAUCCAAUACUAGAAACAUUGCCGUACUUUUAAAGGGAGUUUAAGAUAUUUUGUUUUGGUAGCUGAGCAGUUUUAUGCAUAAUAUUUAAACUGCUGUGGUAAUUCCUAACGAAGAAAAAAAGGAUGGUUUAACAAAUUCCUACUCUUUCUGUGAAAGAAAAAACUUUCUCAACUUUCCUUUCAGUGUAAUGCUGGUUUCUGUUACAGAAAGAAUAUCUGGCUAGCAUAAAUACGCAGAGACAUUAAAUCACUGUAUUUUCUAUUUAUACGGUACACAUAAACGAGAAUGUGCUGCAGCGAGGAGUGACUGAUGUUUAUUUUCAUGAAGCUGAUGACCAUACCCCUCCAGCUGUGUCAUGUGAGGGACAGAAUACCAUGACUGUUGCACUAUUUCUGUUACAGAUAAAAUGUUACUGAUGUAAAAUAGGGAGGGAGGAGAAAGAGUAUUGGGUAUUUUUAUUUGUAGAUACGGAUUAUUAUUUCAAAGACUAUGUAUAUACAGUAUUUACUCUGUAUAUGUAUGUGCUAUCAGAAUGAUGAAAAUCAUUUUAACACCUCAUUUUGAUCCGCUGAAUGCAACGACAAUAGAACUAUAUAUUGUAAUAAAGGAAAAUGUAAAUUUC
This is a messenger RNA of Oxyura jamaicensis (ruddy duck), 6629 nucleotides long. RefSeq names its product lipin 1 (gene LPIN1). The transcript is spliced from 23 exons. Gene Ontology annotation, biological process: cellular response to insulin stimulus; fatty acid catabolic process; positive regulation of transcription by RNA polymerase II. The coding region runs from base 104 to 3145 and encodes 1013 amino acids. NCBI's taxonomy places the organism in Eukaryota, Metazoa, Chordata, Aves, Anseriformes, Anatidae. The record is from RefSeq and is a predicted model, not a curated record. Gene Ontology annotation, molecular function: transcription coactivator activity; phosphatidate phosphatase activity. Gene Ontology annotation, cellular component: mitochondrial outer membrane; nucleus.